AUGAACAAGAGCCAGGCCGGCUUCUUCUUCGACCUGCCGUAUCUGCAGGACCUGUGGCAGCUGGUCAACGACGUGGUAGACUACAAAAGGUCUGACGCAGCGGACAACCUACCCGUCAUUGUCAAGGACGAGGCGGCUGAAUUCCCGUAUGAGCUUAGUCUUAUGAAGAACGUUGGGGCCUCUGCGAAGGGUUCCAGCGUUGCUCUCGCUAGGACGCGAGGAGCGAUGUCGACUGUCGAAUGCUUCUUGUGCGGGAUUGACACGGUGACGGUUGCCGACAUGCGGGCACACGUCGCUCAACGUCACCUGCUGCAAACUCCACUGAGGAUCACUGAUUGGGACAUGCGACAGGACCGGUGCGGCUUCUGUGGACUUGCCGGCACGUGCCCAGUCUCCUUGGUCGGGAAGGGCAACAAAAACGAGGCGAAGAAGAUAUCCACGCAGUGCCGUUACGUCCCGAGGAAGGAAGGGGCAACGCUGACCAACGACGUUCAGUUGAGGCUGUCCUCGGCGGCAAAGUUCUACGCCACGAACCCCGUGCACGAACGUGCCCAUGGACUGCUCGGCUUGUCGCUUGCGAAACCAGACGGUAGUCGUGUGGAAGUACUGCAUGCCGGUGCACGUGAUGCACGCGCACGGUGGCCCAGACAGCCCCGAAAUUCUCCCUCACAAGGAGUUCGUAGCAUCGUUUCAGUUGAGCGAAGAAGAGGUUAA
Messenger RNA from Ectocarpus siliculosus, 714 nucleotides. NCBI's taxonomy places the organism in Eukaryota, Phaeophyceae, Ectocarpales, Ectocarpaceae. The record is from the annotation of a GenBank genome assembly.